Messenger RNA from Monodelphis domestica (gray short-tailed opossum), 5571 nucleotides. It is a transcript of the gene BMP6, whose product is annotated as bone morphogenetic protein 6. Gene Ontology annotation, molecular function: growth factor activity; cytokine activity. Gene Ontology annotation, biological process: BMP signaling pathway. Gene Ontology annotation, cellular component: extracellular region. The record is from RefSeq and is a predicted model, not a curated record. NCBI's taxonomy places the organism in Eukaryota, Metazoa, Chordata, Mammalia, Didelphimorphia, Didelphidae.
CUGGGGGAGCCUAGGAGGACCAUGUGAGAUAAAGACUGAGGUCCAGGAAGGGGAAGAGAGUCGGUAGCAGGGGGGAGGGUGGAGGGGGGGAUAAUCACAGAAAGUGUCACGAGCGGCUCCCCCCUCCUCCUCCUCUUCCACUUUUUCCUCCUCCUCCACCUCGUCCUCCUCAGUUCCAUUUCCCAAGUGGGAGUCCAACGGGGGGCCAGAGGGAGCAGCCCGGCAAGGGGGGCCCCGGGCGGGCAGGCAGGGGAUGCCGCUGCUGGGGUGGAGAGUGCAGUGGCUAUGCUGGUGGUGGGGGCUCUUGUGCGGCUGCUGCUGCCCCCCGCCAGUGCUGCCCCUCCUGCCCGCCGCGGCCGCUGCCGCCACCGGAGGGGCGCUGCUUGGGAACAGCAGCGGGAAGAGCAAUAGCCCUGGAGAGCGGCAAGAGCCACUGCAGCCACCAACCCCGCAGCCGCCGUCCUCCUCUUCCUCCUCCUCUGGUUUCCUUUACCGGAGGCUCAAGACACAUGAGAAACGGGAGAUGCAGAAGGAGAUUUUGUCGGUGCUGGGGCUGCCUCACCGACCCCGGCCUCUCCAUGGAUUACAGCAGCAACAGCAGCCACUACCUCUGCAGCCCGAGCAUCGCGGGGCGCUACCAUCCCCGCCGCCCCCACCACCUCCAGGGAGACUGAAAUCAGCUCCGCUCUUCAUGCUGGAUCUGUACAAUGCCCUGUCCGCAGACGAGGGAGAAGAGAGGGGAGAGGAGGAGGAGAAGCAACAGCCUCCGCCCCAAGGAGGGGGCGACCGGAGGGGCUGGUCCCAGCAGCGGCUGUCGGCCAGACGGCCCCUGGCUCCAAGCACGGCGGCGCAUGCCCUGCAUCGCAAAAGUCUCCUCGCCCCGGGUCCCGGUGGCAGCGGCGGAGCGUCCCCGCUAGCCAGCGCGCAGGAUAGCGCCUUUCUCAACGAUGCUGACAUGGUCAUGAGCUUCGUAAACCUGGUGGAAUAUGACAAGGAAUUCUCUCCUCGACAACGCCAUCACAAGGAAUUCAAGUUCAACUUGUCCCAGAUUCCUGAGGGAGAGGCUGUAACUGCUGCUGAGUUUCGAAUCUACAAGGAUUGUGUCAUGGGGACAUUUAAAAACCAAACUUUUCUUAUCAGCAUUUAUCAAGUCUUACAGGAGCACCAGCACAGAGAUUCUGACCUGUUUUUGCUGGAUACCAGAGUAGUGUGGGCCUCAGAAGAAGGAUGGUUAGAAUUUGACAUCACUGCUACCAGUAAUCUGUGGGUGUUGACUCCACAGCAUAACAUGGGACUCCAGCUGAGUGUGGUGACCAGAGAUGGUCUUAAUGUCAACCCAAGAGCUGCUGGUCUGGUGGGCAGAGAUGGCCCUUAUGACAAACAACCCUUUAUGGUAGCAUUCUUCAAAGUGAGUGAAGUUCAUGUACGCACCACAAGAUCAGCAACUAAUCGACGAAGGCAACAAAGUAGAAAUCGCUCCACUCAGUCACAGGAUGUGUCUAGGGUUACCAGUGCCACGGAUUAUAACAGCAGUGACUUAAAAACAGCCUGUAGAAAGCAUGAACUUUAUGUGAGCUUCCAAGACUUGGGAUGGCAGGAUUGGAUAAUUGCACCAAAAGGAUAUGCAGCCAAUUAUUGUGAUGGAGAAUGUUCCUUCCCUCUCAAUGCACACAUGAAUGCAACAAACCAUGCAAUUGUACAGACUCUAGUUCACCUGAUGAAUCCUGAUUAUGUUCCUAAACCAUGUUGUGCACCUACCAAGCUAAAUGCUAUUUCAGUGCUUUAUUUUGAUGACAACUCCAAUGUCAUCUUGAAAAAAUACAGAAACAUGGUGGUGAGAGCUUGCGGAUGUCAUUGACCUGAAAACCAAAAUCUCACCUGGUAAAAACACUAUGAAAUUCUGGCCUGGAUUGCUAGGUGGCAUCUGCUGUGAGAAAAGCUACAGAGGAGGCAUGGCUGAAUUUGAGUAAUCUGUCAAAUAAUUACAUGUUGGUGCCUUAUGAAAAAAAGAAGAAUUAAAGGACUUUUCAUUAAUAAAUUGCUCACUGGAUAAAUAAUGUGAGUAGGCGAUGGAUUGUAGUAGGCUUAGUAUGGAUAUAACAAGAUGGCAUGAGGGUUUGCUAACUGCAGAAAUGAGAGUUGAAGGAUUUUCCAAAGAAAAGUCUGCCAAAUUUAGUUUGUUUUAGCUUGGAUCAAGCUAUUCAUGGUGUUAAUGCCUGAGAGUGAAGAGUAAAAAUAUAAAUUUAGGGAAAUAAAGCUAUUAUUGGCUAUGUAAUGCUAACAUGAAUUCAUUCUGUCAAAGGUAAAUAAGCUUGGGGACAAAUUUUACGGACAAAUCAUUGGUGUUAGGGUUCAUUCAAGACAAAAAAAAAUUAGACUGACACCCCUAGGCAUAUCCUGAGGGUUCAGGAAGUGCCUUGUUUUAGAGAAUAAUUACUAUAUGUGUUUGAGCUUUGCUGGUGUGAAAAUACACUUAUUUCAAUCAAAGAAAAAAAUGUUUCCCCACACCUCAAUCCUCCUACUAAAUCUCUUUUCCCUUAGGUCUGAGCAUACACUGAACUUAUAUAUGUAAGUACUAAGAACUUGGCCCAUCUUCCUUUGAGGUGAAUCUGUACUGGGGGGUGGAGUGUACUCUUAACAGUUGUCUUCUUGACAGACUGUAUAACUUGUGAAAACAGUGUUAUACUUCACCUCUUUAGUAGAUCUUGUCUGACAAUUACACAAUUACAGCAAAUGAUGGAAAAGUGAAUCUGGCACCCCCAACUAGAGCAGUGAAAUGUUUGUCUGUUAUUAUAGAGCAAACUUUAUCCCAGAAUCAAAACUAAAAAAAAAAAGGGUAAAAUUAAAAGUAUGUGCAGAAAUGAUCAAUCAGAAAGUACCCCAAUAUGUUAUGAAGUAGGUUGAGUGAUUACAUUGUUUAAGAAAAGAAAAAGAACCACAGUAUCAGGUGGAGGUGGUCAAGCUCAGAUUAAAUCUUAGAUUAUUUUUUAAAAAGCUGUUUUGGGGCAACCAUGUAAUAAGAAAUCUAUUUCAUACUAAACUGGUUAAACAAUACAUUUAUGAUCUAUAACUAUUUGCACUUACAGUUUUUUGUAAAUAUAAACUAUAAUUUAUUGUCAUUAUUUUAUAUCCAUAUUGCUGUAUCAUUUAAAGAAAGACUAGACUUUUAAAAAAAAAGAGUUUAUUUAGAAAGUUUCAGUGUAAACAAAUUGUACCACUUUUUUUAAUACAAGAAUCUCAUGAUGCAAAAACAAAGCUCCAGCCAUUCAUGAGGAUUGUGCUUCUCUAGACAAUUUUUUUAAAACCAUUUGUGAACCAACCAUGUGUGUUUAAUAAAGACUUCCUUCAAGGCAGAGAUGGAUGGGUAAGAUGGCCUAGUUGAUUCUCUGCUUUAAAGUAUAUAAAAUAUAUCUGAAAAAAGUUCUUGCCACCUUGUGCUAAAUGAGAUAUCCUGGGGUGGGGCUGGAAUGAAGAAAAGGGGAAAGGGAGAAAUGAGGGGAAGGUUAGGGUGAUCUUGAAGAAAAGUAUUUUUAGGAGACUUUAAACAAGGUAGCUAGUCAAGAUGUAAUUAAUUACAUGGUGAAUAACACAAGAGAAACAACUUCACUGAAUUUGGCUAUGGAGCUGCUCAUUUCCAAAAGGAGUUCUAGGCAUAACCACCAAUUCUUUGGUUCUGAUCACAAGGGGUUUGGGGGAAGAGUAGGGAAAAGCAUACUCAGACACCACAGAAUCAUCUUUCAGGGCCGCACAAAGUAUCUAUCCUCCCAUUAAGUCUUUGAAAGGAUCACUUACAUUUUAAGGAAAUUUUUGGAGAGGUUACGUUUAGACAGAGCCAUAACUAGCAAUUUUGGCCAACAGGGCAAGGAGCACAAAAUGUGUUUAGGAAGAAGUACAAAAUGAGCCCUCAAAUGAAUUUUGUAAAUUCAUGAAAAAUGAUACAUAUAAUUCAGAUUAAUCUAGAGCAAAAAGAAACAAUUAUUACAUCAGCAUCUACCUCAAGUAGAUGUGUUAAAUUGUUUGUGCCCUUUAAAUUUCAGUGCUCCAUGGCGAAGCCCCAGUCAGCCCACCGUAGUUACAGUUCUGCAUUUAGAGCACUGUGGCAGUACUUCAUGUCCUCUCUUUUUCCUCACCUGCAUGACAAAACAAAAGGCUACCCUACCUUUUUUUUUUCCAGGUGAAGAGUAUAAUCUAAAUCUUCAUUACAAAGUUAAAAAUAUUUAUUAAUAGAAUAUACUCAGGACUACCUUCAAAGCUUCCUAAAAUAGCCCAAAUCCAAGUCUGAAGAGAGCUUUGCCAAUACUUUAAAAAGGCUCUUUGAUACCUCUCCUACUCCUUUAUGAGUAGAUUAAUCAAACAUUAAAGUUUGAGAAUACUCCAGCUUCAAGUAAAGAGAAAUGAAGCAGUGGAAAUUUUGCUCCAUAAGGAACAAACAAGAGAAUCUUGAGGAAUAAUUCACCUGACAUGUAGACACACACACACACACAUACAAUUAUGGCAUCACAUAAUCUUACUCAGGCACAGGUUAAAAGUACCAUCACUUUCAUUUUGGCUAACUUCCUGUGAUGAAACAGGAACAGAACAAGAAUCCCAUGGUGGUGGCAUUCAGGCUCUUCCAAAGGUGGGAGUUUGAUCUUUAAACUCUUUUCCAAGCAAGUUACCAAAAGUCUUAUUAAUAAGUGGUAAGUUUUCCUUUAAAAGGCAACAACAGGACUUCUAAGGGUUUCCACCUUUCUAGCAAUUGUGGGCAAUUUACAAACUAUAAUUUGGCAGCUACUUUUGACCAAAAUCAUCCCAAAGUCAAAAAUAGUCUGCCAAUUCCCUUAACUUGAUUUUCCUCACCUCUAUUUAUGUCUUAAAGGAAACCAUUUGAAUUUCAUCAAAGAAAGGUCAAAGGGCAAUUAUUGCUCUACUGCUGCUGAAAAUAUUCAGUUUGCACAGUGACCAUUUGUUAGAUAUUUACCCAGACAAACCUAAUAAUCAGUACAGUGUGUUGGCUUAAAAAACACGCACACACAGAAGAUACCACAAAUUUAGUACAUUCAGUUUCCCAAAUAACCACCCUUUGAGAUUCAGCAACAUUAGCAUGAACUAACUCCUACAAAUUGGGCAUAGGAGAACAGUCAGGGAAUUAACUCCCAAGGGAGAUUUUAUAGUUCAUCUUUUGCCUGUCGCAAAACAAAGCUGUGUAAUGUUUCGAGGUCUCUAGCUCCAUUGUGUUCGCCAACUUUUUCUCCUCCACGGAAGAAUAGCAAUGUGGGAUAGCCUCGUACCUUUAGAAAUGCAAAACAAAUAAAUGUAUGUUUUAAAAUGAGUGUUUUCAGUCAUACACUAACCAUUUCUUAAACUAGCCAAUCAGAUCCAAAUCAGAUGAUUCUUCUUGGACCUGACACCAUUAUGGUCAAAAUAUAAAGAAGCAACUCUUUAAUUUUUACAACAAAGCAAAUCUUACCAGACAUCUUAAAAAAAAGCAAAGGAGUGGAAAUGUUUACUCCAUACUGAAUUUAAAGGACCAUUAAGAGAAGAAAAAUGAUAAUCCAUCCUAAAGAAUAAAAUUAUUAUGGCUACAACCCA